CAUGACUCAUGUGGUACAAGUAUGUGCCAAGACCGUGAUGUGCUGGUAAAAAGAGAGCAGCCAAUAAGAACUGGCCAUUUGAGUCCCUGACUUUCUUAACAGAAGGUGUCAGGCUUCUGACAGACCUGCAGGUGGAUGUUUUGCUCCAUGCGCACCAGGAGAUUCUGGCUGAACUACUGAAAUGUGAGGGACCUGCCUGACAUCAGCAGACUAAAGUUGUGGUUCAGACUUUGGGGUUCUCAUAUUUACAUUUUUAAGAAGGAAACAGAUGAAUGCAGUGCUGGUUGGUGGGCGAGUGCUGCUUUUAGAGGAGAGGGAGACGUGCCGCUGAUACAUUAGUGAUAAGAAUCGAAUGACUUUUAAACAUCAGCAUCCUUAAAUUAUGUUUACACGACGUGGUGCUGCAUGUCACGUUGUGUCACUUUGUUACUGCUGUGCUGCAAAGAAGUUGAAGUUACAACACGGUUUGGGUGUCGCAGCACUGCUGCCAGUCAUCAGAGCUCUUGGAAACUGAGUUUAGUUCCUGGUCACAAACUGCUAGUUCAGUUCCUGCUGUGUAAAUUCAGUUUCAGAGAACAUCAGGCUGGACGUCACCAUUACUCACAGCCUGCAUCCUUUCACAAGCUACAAAGAGGUCCAACAGCUGCGUUUCCUGCUGCACACAGAUUGUAUCAGCGUCAGUGCAGUUUGAUCAUCAGGCUAAACUGUUGUUUCAUGUUCAUUAUUCAGUUUGCAAUUCUUUGGCUUUCAGCGAGCUCAACACCAGAUCUGUUGAUCCCGUGUCUUACUGAGUCCAGACAGGCUGGGGUUAAGUGCAGAGAGCAUGUGAGCCAGGCUCGGCCCUCUUCUUCUUCUUCUUCUUCUUCUGCUUCUUCUUCUGCUUCUUCUUCUUCUUCUUCUUCAUUGUGUACACACAGAAAGUGGAACAAAGCACACAGUUCAGAUCGCAUCGAGAGCAAAAUGUGAGACACCAAUCACAUCAUUUGGCACAUGCUGCUCACCUGGAAAAACCCCAGCUUUCAAAAGGCCACGCCCUAAUUACCUGCUGCUUUCACUCUGGUCUCACCUGUUCAGAGGAGGAGGAGGAGGAGGACUGUUCAGGGAGGCGUGGCCUGUGGUCACACUGACGACACACAGCGAGCAGACAGGAAAAAACCUUCCAUCCGUCUGCAGCCUCCACAGCACCGAGCACGUGAUCUGUACCAGCUCAGCGGAUCAAACGCACCCCGAAGGCCCGAGGAGAACCUGGACCAGCCGUCGGUCCUCGGGGAUCCAGCACAGAGCUCAUCACAGCAGGAGUCUUCGCUUCCUGUUUCCAACCGGACUGCGAGCCAGACUCAGGAGUCAGAAUUCCUCAAAACCCUCCACAGUAAGCACAACAUCAAAGCGGCGGCUGAAGUUGUAAUGAUGCCUCCUCCCUCCAACUCCAGCUCUGGAGGAGCUGAGGAGGGGGAUCAGUGCGUCGUCAAUGACCAGAUGGGACCUUUCACUGUCCUCUACAUCCUCAUCUUCGUCAUCGGUCUGCCUGGAAACCUGCUGUCUGUGUGGGCCUUCAUCCACAGCUCCAGAACCAAGGUUUCUGUUGUGCAGCAGCAGAGUACCAGCGUCUACCUGGUCAACCUGCUGAUGGCCGACCUCCUACUGCUGCUCGCUCUGCCCUUCAAGAUCCUGAAGGACCUCGGGGCGGCGCCGUGGAGCCUCAUGGUGUUUCACUGCCAGGCCAGCGCCGUCACCAUCUACAUCAGCCUCUACGCAUCCAUCUCCUUCCUCGCCUUCAUCAUUAUAGACCACUACCUGCAGGACCACAGCACUCUGCUGUCACUGCGGCUGCAGGAGGUCAGCUUUGCCCGGCUGCUGUCGCUGGUCGUCUGGCUGCUGCUGCUGCUCAUCAUGGUGCCCAACAUGGCUCUGCCCAUACAGGACGUACAGGAGCAACGCUACCUCAGCUGUUCAUCUCUGAAGAAGGACAUUGGCCUCCACUGGCACGCCAUGACCAUCUUCCUCAACACCGCUCUGUUCCUCAACGCCUCCGUCGCCGUGCUCCUCUGCAGCAGCCUGGCUCUCAAAAGACUCCUGAGAAGUCGCAGCGACUCCAGACUCUGGGCGGACGCCAGGCGGGCGGCGGGGAGCGUGGUGGCCUUGGCGUUGGCCUACAUCCUCAGCUUCGGGCCUUACCACAUCGUGCGGACGCCGUACACGUUGACGCAGACCAAAGUCAUCACCGACUGCCACACCAAGAGGCAGCUGUUUCUGGGGAAGGAGUCGACGCUGCUGCUGAGCUUGCUCCACCUCUGCUUCGACCCCCUGCUCUUCUUCUACCUCUACGCUCCUUUCAGACAGACGGUCCGUGAGAUGUUCCCCUGCGGCAGGAAGCAGGCAGCUUGUGCAGAGGAGCUGGCCACGGAUGAAAUGAUGGAGCCUACAACAUGUGUGGUGCAGGAGGAAGCGGUCUGACCACAGGCGUGCUGCCUGUGACGCAGGGAUUCACACCCGAACCAAAGACCAAAUCCCACGAGAAACAGAAGGUCAGGUAGCCAAGCUUAGCAAGAAGACUGGAAGCAACUGAAACUGCUGAACUACUGAAAACCUCGACAGUCCAGAGGUCAACAAAAGCUGUUUUUAAAAAAUCCCCUCUACCCCCACACAUCAGCGACACAUUUAAAGUUGGCUCAGCCCGAAAAGGUGAAAUGUUCCUUUAUGCCCCAAACCAACGUCUUGGUUCCUGACAAGAAAUUCUUUCUGACAUGACUUAUACUGUCCGUUCAUUACGGCUCAUCCCACACCAGCUGACCUCAGACCUCCAAGUUCACGUCAGGGACUUUUGAAGUUUUGAAGUUUGCAACCAAUAUUGAAUUCUGUGUUGUAUCAAUAAACUUCUAUUUUACA
This is a messenger RNA of Scatophagus argus, 2886 nucleotides long. Its product is annotated as probable G-protein coupled receptor 171. The transcript has 7 exons. The record is from RefSeq and is a predicted model, not a curated record. Lineage: Eukaryota; Metazoa; Chordata; Actinopteri; Scatophagidae. Gene Ontology annotation, cellular component: membrane. The coding region runs from base 1405 to 2454 and encodes 349 amino acids. Gene Ontology annotation, biological process: G protein-coupled receptor signaling pathway. Gene Ontology annotation, molecular function: G protein-coupled purinergic nucleotide receptor activity.